This is a messenger RNA of Cuscuta campestris, 1998 nucleotides long. Lineage: Eukaryota; Viridiplantae; Streptophyta; Magnoliopsida; Solanales; Convolvulaceae. The record is from the annotation of a GenBank genome assembly.
GUGAGCCUUCUUCUUCUUCUUCUUCCCCUUCCAUCCGUUCAUUGAAAUACACGCAUUUCUUGCCUUCCUCCCUUCAACCACCUUUCUCCUUUUCCCUUUCCUCCUGCUCUGGAAGGUUUCAGAUCAACUGUUACGGAGCUACUUCCUCAUCAUGUGAGAUUCGCAUGAGCAUUUUGGAGAGGGGAAUAGAGGGCAGCCAUGGAAUUUGCUAGAAUUAGGGAUCUUUUCGCCCUAAGGAGCAUUUCCAGAAGCACCCGGGUUGCCCUCGUGGGUGGAAAUCACACCGCUGCCAGGUUCUGCUCCCGCUAAAUCUCCUUCUUCUUCCUCUUCGUUCGCCAUUGUUGGCUGGAUUCUCUCUUCCCUUUCCUCUCUCUUUCUCUAUCUCUUUGCGUGUUUAGUUCCGUUCUAAGCUUAGAUUCUGGAGAUCCGGGUUUCUUGUUCGGCAAAAGAAAGAAAAAUCGGGUUGCCGAUCUGUUGCCUAUUUUCUGGGUGCAGUUGAAGUGUUUGAUUGAUUGUCCCUGAGAAUGGAUUUGGCUCGUAGCCACAGCCAUGGCAGUCGCCGUGGUGUAAAGCCCAAGCCUAAUUGCUUUUACGGGGUAGGGAUUGCUUUGAAUCCCGACGCCCUGUUGAUAAUCAAACUCCCUGAUGCGCGGGUUCUGCGGAUAAUGUCCCGCUCCCUGUUCUUGGCUGUGGUUCUCCUCACUCUGGCCUCGUUUGGCUCGGUUAUGAGAGGUUCGUUUAAUGCUCCUAAUGAUUCUUAUGAUGUGGACUCUGAUUGGGGUGAUUUCUCCAUGCUGCCCAGUCUUAUCCAUGAUCUGUCUGAUGAGGGCCUUCUCCGCAAGGGACACAAGGGCCUCAUUGUGAGUUCUGGUUAUGGUGAUUUGGUUGAAGAUAUGGAUUUGGAAUUCUUAAACGAAAGAGAGAUCGAAUGGGUGAUUGGAUCCGGAUCUGAUCCGAUGAAAUCCAUUCCGAAUGAGUCGUUUGAUUUCGCCAUCGGAUCAAGCUUCCGGAAUGCAAGGUUCAUUGAUCGGGUUCUCAAGACCGGGGGGAUUAUGGUCAUCCCGUUGAGCAAUGACCCCUCCAACGAGCUCUUGCACCCAAUAAACUAUGGGAUUGUGUACCUCAGGAGAUUCGAGAGCACGAUAGUGGCAAUGAGGAAAAAUGGCAUUGCUCGGAAUUCAAGAAAAGCCGAGACAAUUUGUGGGACAACCAUAGAGGCCAAGAGAGCAGCAUUGAAAAACUUGGAGGAUGCCCUGCUAGAACCACCUAGAGGGGCAUUCAUGAAAUCGAGUAUGAGGAAAAUCAAGUUCCUCCCUGAUUUAUUGGGGGAUUCGCUUGAGAAUUACCCUCGAAGGGUUUUCAUUUCUGAUGACAAGGACGGUGCAGAGGAGUGGUUUCGCAAGAACUACCCUGUAAAGAAUCAAAUAUUCGAUUUUUACCGAAUUAACAUUGUGACUGCUGCUGGUUCCGAGGAAGAGGGUGUUGGGGCGUCUAAUUGGUUGAGAAACACUGCAAAGGAAGAGGAUUACGUUGUGAUGAAGGCUGAUGUGGAAUUGGUGGAGGAGUUGGUGAGGAAGAAGACAAUUUGCCUCAUAGAUGAGCUAUUUUUGGAGUGCAAAAGCCAGUGGGAUGAAGGUGGUGAAGAAGAAGAGAACCGGCCAAAGCAGAGGGCUUAUUGGCAAUGUUUGGAAUUACACGGAAGGUUGAGAGAGGAGGGAGUUGCAGUUCAUCAAUGGUGGACUUGAUCGCGCCUUUUUUUCUUUAGGAUUUGAGAGUGCAUUUAAUUGGUGAUUCACCUGUUUGCCACUCUCUCAAUAUCAUCUUCUUAUCUCGUGUAAGGUUGUGAUUAUAUAUAAUUUGCUUGUUUUGAGCAAAUUGUCGUUGAAUAUGUACCUGUUAAUUGUUAUAGACUCUUUUGUUGUUUGAGGUUUGUAUUUGUGACAAUUUCAUCUUAGUUGACUCAGCGGGAGGAACUAAUAAGAAAAAGUGUGUUGAUUU